Messenger RNA from Thrips palmi, 3041 nucleotides. Its product is annotated as zinc finger protein 26-like. Gene Ontology annotation, biological process: regulation of cytokine production; regulation of immune system process; negative regulation of transcription by RNA polymerase II. The record is from RefSeq and is a predicted model, not a curated record. NCBI's taxonomy places the organism in Eukaryota, Metazoa, Arthropoda, Insecta, Thysanoptera, Thripidae. The coding region runs from base 84 to 2357 and encodes 757 amino acids. The transcript is spliced from 6 exons.
UAAGACCCGAGUCGGUGUACACCGUUACUCUCAGCAUUUUGAGGUCUUCGCCUGCACCUAAGGCCCUCCCUGCCAGGCGCAUCAUGGCCCUUGAGAGUGCACAGUGCGGCGAGGAGGCGGCAUCGUCAGCGGCGCCGCGUGCUCCACGAGGAAAGCGUGGAGGGCAGCAGGCGCUCCACUGUGCAGUCUGCGAGAAGGAGUUCCGAUUCAACAGUGGCCUCCAGGCGCACUUGCGAAUCCACACCGGGGAGAAGCCUUUCGAGUGCACGUUCUGCGAGGAGAAGUUUGCUCAAAAGAGUCACCUUACAACGCACCUUCGCACCCACACCAAGGUGAAGCCGUUUGAGUGCGUAGUUUGCCAGAAGAAGUUCUCUCAAAGUGGGAAUCUAAAAUUGCACCUUCAGACCCACUCCGAGGAGAAGCCCUUCGAGUGCGCAGUUUGUCUGAAGAAGUUUUCAGUGAGUGCGAAUCUGAGAACGCACCUGCGGAUCCACACAAAGGACAAGCCAUUCGAAUGCACAGUUUGCAAGAAGAGUUUCAGGACAAGUAGAGAUCUUAGAACGCACCAACGGACCCACAUCGGGGAGAAGCCUUACGAGUGCCCAGUAUGCAAGAAAAAAAUCACUGCAAGUUCGAGUUUGAGAGAGCACCUUCGCAUCCACACUGGGGAGAACCCUUUCGAGUGCACAGUUUGCAAGAAGGGUUUCAGGAAAAGUGGAGAUCUUAGAACGCACCUACGGACCCACACCGGGGAGAAGCCUUUCGAGUGCGCAGUUUGCAAGAAGAGUUUCAGGAAAAGUGGAGAUCUUAGAACGCACCUUCGGAUCCACACCGGGGAGAAGCCUUUCGAGUGCACAGUUUGCAAGAAGAGUUUCAGGACAAGUGGAGAUCUUAGAAGGCACCUACGGACCCACACCGAGGAGAAGCCUUACGAGUGCACAGUUUGCAAGAACAAAUUCACUGCAAGUUCGAGUUUGAGAGAGCACCUUCGCAUCCACACUGGGGAGAAGCCUUUCGAGUGCACAGUUUGCAAGAAGAGUUUCAGGAAAAGUGGAAAUCUUAGAUCGCACCUACGGACCCAUACCGGGGAGAACCCUUUCGAGUGCACCGUUUGUAAGAAGAGUUUCAGUGAAUCCGGAAACCUCAGAAGGCAUCUCAGAACCCACAUUAGAGUUCGUGGCACACUUCGGGCCGUGAAACGCAGCCGCAGUGUUCCCAGCGGUCCCUCGUCGGCUUGCCCAAGGCGGACUUCCCGAAGAGUUCGUGGCGCACUUCGGGCCGUGGAACGCAACCGCAGUUUUCCCAGCGGUCCCUCGUCGUCGGCUUGCCCAAGGCGGACUUCCCGAAGAAUAGGACCCGAGUCGGUGUGCACCGUUACUCUCAGCAUUUUGAGGUCUUCGCCUGCACCUAAGGCCCUCCCUGCCAGGCACAUCAUGGCCCUUGAGAGUGCACUGUGCGGCGAGGUGGCGGCAGCGUCAGCGGCGCCGCGUGCUCCACGGGGAAAGCGUGGAGGGCAGCAGGCGCUCCACUGUGCAGUCUGCGAGAAGGAGUUCCGAUUCAAGAGUGGCCUCCAGGCGCACUUGCGGAUCCACACCGGGGAGAAGCCUUUCGAGUGCACGUUCUGCGAGGAGAAGUUUGCUCAAAAGAGUCACCUAACAAGGCACCUUCGCACCCACACCAAGGUGAAGCCGUUUGAGUGCGUAGUUUGCCAGAAGAAGUUCUCUCAAAGUGGGAGUCUAAAAUUGCACCUUCGGACCCACACCGGGGAGAAGCCUUUCGAGUGCGCAGUUUGCAAGAAGAGUUUCAGGAAAAGUGGAGAUCUUAGAACGCACCUACGGACCCACACCGGGGAGAAACCUUUCGAGUGCGCAGUUUGCAAGAACAAAUUCACUGCAAGUUCGAGUUUGAGAGAGCACCUUCGCAUCCACACUGGGGAGAAGCCUUUCGAGUGCACCGUUUGCAAGAAGAGUUUCAGGAAAAGUGGAGAUCUUAGAACGCACCUACGGACCCACACCGGGGAGAAACCUUUCGAGUGCGCAGUUUGCAAGAACAAAUUCACUGCAAGUUCGAGUUUGAGAGAGCACCUUCGCAUCCACACUGGGGAGAAGCCUUUCGAGUGCACCGUUUGCAAGAAGAGUUUCAGGACAAGUGGAGAUCUUAGAACGCACCUACGCACCCACACCGGGGAGAAACCUUUCGAGUGCACAGUUUGCAAGAAGAGUUUCAGGACAAGUGGAGAUCUGAGAACGCACCUACGGACCCACACCGGGAAGAAGCCUUUCGAGUGCACCGUUUGUAAGAAGAGUUUCAGUGCAUCCGGAAACCUCAGAAAGCAUCUCAGAACCCUCACUAGGUAGAAGCCUUUCGAGUUCUCAGUAAGCAAGAAAACGUGCAGCACGAGCAGCAACCAAAAACAGCACACCCGGACAAACCAAGGAGGAACUAUCUGUAUUAGGUCAAGUGCGGUGUUUUGGUUUUUGCUUUGUUCAGUACUAGUGCAUAUCCCGUCUUAGGACGCUUUCUGAAUUCGUGCCUAUCCAAGGGCUCCCAAGUGUAAGAAAUGUUCCCUUUUAACUCAAAAAUAACAGUUGUUGAAUCAGUAGGGUUGAUUGCAAAACGAGGCGCUCCAUUGAAUACUGCCAAUCAUUAGUUGUUUUUUUAAUAACUGUUUUUGAAUUUUAUUGUGUUAAGCAGAUAAGUCUUUUUCUAGAAAAAGAAAAACAUUGUCAGAAGACUUGAAAUAAUACACUUCUAUGUGGACCAGUUCAGAGCAAAGGCUACAAAAUAAAUUGACUUGCUCCUGGUAUCUAACGAGCUUCCGUUUUUCUUUUAAAGAAAAAAGAAACAACUGAUGGACAAACCAAAUGUGUUCAGAACAGCGCUGAAAAUAUCUUAUUACAACGGACACCUUGUGUUCAGCGAUAUUUGAUUUAAGUCUCCAAUGGGUAAAUUCCUUAGUGAGGUGCUGAGAACAGCCCCAAAUGUAGAAAACUUUCGCUUGUAAAACUUUAACUGUCAAAUAAAUAAAAAUAUUCAUGUUC